GCGGGCGCUUCCGGUUCCGGUAGCCGAUGGCCAUGUGUAUCCGAGGCGCCUGCCAUGGCGGGGAGCCGGUUGCAGACGGUGGGGAGCGUUUUCUCGCGGACUCGGGACCUGAUUCGGGCUGGGGUGUUGAAGGAGAAGCCCCUCUGGUUUGACAUAUAUAACGCUUUUCCUCCACUGAGAGAGCCGGUCUUCCGAAGGCCCCGCCUGAGAUACGGCAAAGCCAAAGCUGCCAUCCAGGACAUCUUGUACCCCGAGGAUCGGAUUAGAGCGAAAUUUUAUUCGGCCUAUGGAUCUGGUCAGAAAGCUUUUGAUCUGUUCAAUCCAAACUUCAAGUCUACCUGUCAACAGUUUGUGGAGAAGUACAUUGAGCUACAGAAGCUUGGAGAAACAGACGAAGAGAAAUUAUUUGUGGAAACAGGAAAGGCUUUAUUGGCAGAAGGUGUCAUUUUAAGACGAGUAGGAGAAGCAAGGACUCAAAAGGCAGGUAGUCACGUUUCCUGGGAAUCUGAACCUUCGGAUGUGAAAUCCCAAACAGUGUUGGAAAACAACAAGCCUCUGCCGGAAGCUCUACAGGGCCAGCAUAUGGAGCCGUCGGAGGAACAGUCGAAAGGCUUUUACUUGUGCAUGUGGUAUGUUCCCUGGGCCAACUGUUUCUGUCUGCAGAUAAUCUUUACAUUUUGCUCUGGAACUAUCUUGAUCUUCAACUUGAGAGGCUAAGCUGACUUGUGCUUUGUAGUAAGAGUGAGAAUCUAUCACUGACGAUGGACAAAGGUCAGAACCAUAACUUUAAUUUCACAGAUUGAGUGUGCUGGAGACAGUUAGCAUAGGCCUGAACAUAGUAGUCUGCUCAGUAAGGAUUUGAGUGAAUAAGUGAUUACAUCCAGCUAAAGACUGAACUCAGAGGACCUCUCUGUAGAUACCUGGAUUGCCAAGAGGGGGCCAGCUAAUUUAGAUGCUGUUGUCCACCAGUGUUCACCUGCCUCCCUGGUGGUGUGAUGUGCUUACACGACCUUAUCAACUGUUCUGCUUUCUUCAUUUUCAUAUCUUUUACUGAACAUGUGAAAUAUUCCUUUCAGUUUGUAGCCCUUUUAUUUGUGAUCAGGCCAGUGGUUUUCAGCUACUAGUAAUAAGCUGCUUCAUAAAUUGUUUAUUUUAUGUUAUUU
Molecule: messenger RNA, 1163 nt
Organism: Lynx canadensis (Canada lynx)
Lineage: Eukaryota; Metazoa; Chordata; Mammalia; Carnivora; Felidae
Gene: MRPS23
Product: mitochondrial ribosomal protein S23
Exons: 6
Coding region: 55-717 (220 amino acids)
Biological process (GO): translation
Cellular component (GO): mitochondrion; ribosome
Molecular function (GO): structural constituent of ribosome
Source: RefSeq, a predicted model, not a curated record